Molecule: messenger RNA, 2277 nt
Organism: Musa acuminata subsp. malaccensis (wild Malaysian banana)
Lineage: Eukaryota; Viridiplantae; Streptophyta; Magnoliopsida; Zingiberales; Musaceae
Product: probable E3 ubiquitin-protein ligase RHG1A
Molecular function (GO): ubiquitin protein ligase activity
Source: RefSeq, a predicted model, not a curated record
GAUGCCAUUUUCCUUUUCGUCCAUUUGCAAUGAUUCCAAUCCCCCUCCCUUUCCUCGGCCAAGAGCGCUAAAGAUGUUUGGUUUCUGCGCUUUAUCCGUUGUUCCCCCCAGAUUUGAGAAAUGAAUCGAUAAAGACGGAAACUUCGCCCUUCCCGAGAGAAGAGACGAAAAGAUUUCAGCUCGAUCGAUGCAGAGCGAAGGCUAUCGGGUCCAAGAUCACGUUCGCGGGCUGUGAAAAGGCGUAAAAAUUCGAUCUUUUUCCUUUUCGAAACCGUCCGAGAAGGCAAAGAAGCACCGGGGAUCGAUCAUCGAUCGGUUCCUCUGCUUCUCCUCAGAGGAGAAGGUCGGGAGGACGCUAAAAAGAACCAUCCCUUAGCAGUGUGCUGAAAUCCACAGUUCGACUCCGAUCACAUGGAUGAAUAUGUGAGUAACAGAGCUAGUAGAGGAGAGAGUUUUGCUAGAAGGGGAUCCAACUUAUCUUUCAGAGAUCAUAGCCAAGAAGAUAGACAUGUCCAGAACUACAGGAGGUCGGGAUGCAGUAGCAGAGUUGGUUCGACAAGGGGUCCCCAAGUUGUGACUCCUGAACGGCACAAACAUGUGAGGGCUCCUUUUCGCUCUGCGAGCGGUAAGGCAAUAGCUGGAAGCACUUCAAAAUCAUCUUCUAUCUCUGGUAGCCAUAGAAAAGCAUUCCAGGAACAGCAUGACCAGACAUUUCUACAGGAAUCAGUUGUGGAAGAACGUAGUACCAGACAGCAGAUUGAUGACAUUGACAGCAAUGAUCGACAGGUUCGAGCAAACAAUUUCAAUUCCGAAGGUAGACAAGCGAGGAAAGAAGAUACAGAUUCUGUUUCCUUAACAACCAACAGUCGUAAAUCUUCACUUCUCAAGGGGGUUUCCACAGCCAAGUCUAAGUCAUCCAAUGGUUGCAGCAGUGCAUCAAGUUCAAAAAUGCAUAAACAGAUCAGUGGACAGUUGGUUUCAGGAAAUCAGGAAGCUUCUUCGAGUUCCUUUGUUCCACGCUCCUUUGCUGUAUCCAGUAGGAAUUCCGCUAGUGCUGCCAAAUCCUUCUCACAAGUUCUGGACACCGAGUCACCAAGAUGUGGUCUUCAAAAUCUAAGUUGCACAUCGAUAUAUGAUGUUUGUCCUUCAGGUUGUUCCUCUGAUUUAACCGGUGAUAAGAGGAUUGUUAUGGUAAGAAAGAGACAAUCUGAUGGAGAGAGUUCCGCAACCAGUGGCAGGGGGUCAAAUGCCUCUCCGGGUGGAGGUUAUUCGGGUUCCACUUACUCUGAGACUUUUGUCCCACAUCUGCCCAUUUCAGGCCGAAUCAUGCAUCAAUCAGUUUCAAGGUCCAGAAGCCGGCUUACCAUUAGGGAUGGAGCAGUUUCAGUUAGAACACAGCGGGCUUCUCCUGGAGAUAAUAGAAUGAGGCCAUCUGAAGAAGGGAAUGGUAGCACCCUUGCACUUGAUGACCCUACUCCAACCCCCCAACUUCAGCAGAUGCAUUUUUCUGUACCAGAAGCAGUACAUGAGAGUUCGACAACAGCAUUUACCACAGAUUUGCCAUAUGUCUUCAAUGAUUCAUCUGGACGACCAAGUUCAAGCAACUGUGUUAUUCGAAGCAGAUCGGUUUCCCGCCCUGAAAGUAGCAGCACACCAAUCACCCAUCGCUCUUUUGGAGAUCGGCAUGGCCACCGACGCCUCAACAUGGAAGGAGUUGCAGAGGUGCUAUUGGCAUUAGAGCGGAUUGAACGCAAUGAAGAGUUAACAUAUGAGCAAUUAUUGGUUCUCGAGACAAAUGUAUUGUGGGGGGCACUAAGGUUCCACGAUCAGCACAGAGACAUGAGAAUGGACAUCGAUAAUAUGUCCUAUGAGGAACUAUUAGCUUUGGAGGAGAAAAUGGGUACUGUUAGCACAGCUCUUACAGAAGAGCAGAUGACAAAAUGUCUCAAGAGAAUCACAUAUGCAUGUGCCUCCCUGGUCCCUGGAAUAACUUCUCAUGAUAAUGAUGAUGCCAAAUGCAGCAUAUGUCAGGAGGAUUAUAUAGAUGGAGAGGAGGUGGCCAGGCUGCCAUGCGAGCAUCUAUAUCAUGUUGCCUGCAUUGAUCAAUGGCUUCGGCAGAAGAAUUGGUGCCCAAUCUGCAAGUCGUCUGCCUUGCCCUCCAAGGAAACAGCUCAAAACUGAGUGUUCCAUUACUUCUGCUACUUCUUGAGAAGCAUCUUCUUUGUACAUGAAAUGUUUCCAUUGUCAUGCAAUAAAAUGCACAAAUGUUGGAACUUA